Chironomus riparius is the source of this 1689-nucleotide messenger RNA. Lineage: Eukaryota; Metazoa; Arthropoda; Insecta; Diptera; Chironomidae. The record is from the annotation of a GenBank genome assembly.
AUGAUUCUUCGUGUGAUAAAAUUCAUAGUUUUAUGUGCAUUUUUAAGGCGCUUAUCGCUGUGUAUAUGUGAUGCUAAGACAAGUGUUGUUGAUAAAAAUGAAAAGGAUAAAAAUAAAACGACUUUAUAUCCGAAUAUUUUAGAGCAGAAAGAGCGGGAUGGUUAUAAAGUAUACAACGUGGGUGUUUUGAUGGCUUCUCAUCUCAACUCUCCAUUUGACCUUGAGAGAUGUGGACCUGCUAUUGAUAUCGGACUCGAGAGAAUAAAUAGGGAGUUUCUGGAUCAUCACAAAGUGUUUCUUAAUAAAGUUCAGAAGAGUUAUCCAUACUGCUCUGGAAAUAUGUCGCCUGGACUUGCUGCUGACAUGUACUUCAAGGAGCAUGUUAUCUCUUUUAUCGGACCAGCAUGUGCUUUCGCUUUAGAACCAGUUGCAAGACUAGCAGACUAUUGGAAUAUUCCUAUCAUAACUGGAAUGGGAGAUCAGCCUCCAACUGAAGGGGAAUUGACAGUUACUUCUGGUAUAUUAGGUCGUAUUACACAUAAAUGGAAGAACGAAAGCUCAUUCUUCAAAGACAAAUCACGUUAUGCAACACUCACAAGAAUGUCCUACUGCCAAUGCAGACUUAAACUUGUAUUUGCCAGUAUUUUUAAAGAGUUCAACUUCAGGCAUGUCGCUCUCCUUCUCGACAGGUCUGAUCUAUUUUCACUAACAGUGGGAAAGAAUCUAGAAUAUGGACUAAAAGAAGAUGGAGUUUUAAAGUUUGUUAAAGAACUUAAUGGCAAUGAACUUCUGCAUGAUGGAAAACUUAAUAAGUCUGAAAAUGAUAGAAGAAUGAGGGAACUAAAAACAUAUUUAAAGGACGCAUCUAUGUAUUCACGUGUGAUAAUAUUAUCUGUACGAGGACAGCUAGUUCGAAAGUUUAUGAUAGCUGCAUAUGAACUGGGGAUGACAAAAGGUGAUUGGACAUUUCUAGAUGUCGAGAUCUUUCAAUCUGCUUAUUGGGGUGAUCAUAAUUGGGAAGAGGACGAUGAUAAUGACAUGACAGCACGAAAAGCUUUCGAAGCUCUCUUGAGAGUUUCCUUAUUGCAACCAACAAGUCCGAAAUUUAAUCAAUUUGCCGAGGAAGUGAGAAGAAUCGCAAGACAAAAGUAUGACUAUACAUUUUAUGAAGGCGAAGAGGUGAACUUUUUCAUUGGUGCAUUUUACGAUGGUGUUCUGUUACUUGGUAUGACAUUGAAUGAGACACUUACGGAAGGUGGUGAUAUCCACGAUGGUGUUGGAUUAACAAGAAAAAUGUGGAACAGGACAUUCCAGGGAAUAACAGGCGUUGUAAGAAUUGACGAUAAUGGCGAUAGAGAUGCUGAUUAUUCACUGCUUGAUUUAGAUCCCGUGACUGGACGUUUUGAAGUCGUUUCUCAUUAUUAUGGUGCAAAUCGGAGCUUAGUUUCAGUGCCAGGGAAACAUAUUCACUGGCCGGGGUCAAGAGACGGUCCACCACCCGACGUGCCUGAAUGCGGUUUUCUCGGAAAUGAUCCAGACUGUCAAGGAAACGGUAUAAGAAUAACACGCGUCCGUCCAGUUACACAUGAUGAUGAUUAUAAUUUAAAUUAUGCAAUAUUCUUGACUUUAUUUUUUAUUAUCACAUUUGGAAGUUUUAUUUACAUCUUUUAUUAUAUUUAUUGCAAAUAA